Pelagomonas calceolata is the source of this 5258-nucleotide messenger RNA. Lineage: Eukaryota; Pelagophyceae; Pelagomonadales; Pelagomonadaceae. The record is from the annotation of a GenBank genome assembly.
AUGUUGGGUCAGCUCAAAGCUACGUUUCGCUCAGCGCCACAGCAUGAUGAUGAGCCUGAGGUUGAGUCGAUUCUGAAGAAAUCACGCUUCAAUUUUUACCAGGAGUACGUCGAAGGGGUGCAACGAAGGAAGAUGGAAGAAAUGAAAAAUGACUCAAUCCUACAGGAACGGCUCACCCAAGCAACCGAGCGUGACUUGAUGGAGAGUGAAGAGCAACUUUCUUGGAAUGCAUAUGAACUACCUUUGCGCAACCGAAUGCGAUUGAUCAAACGACAUUUGGACACACAACGUCAAGCUAAGGAAACACGGCUUCGACGUCUCAAGGAUGAAGUUCGACUGAAGGAGGAGGGUUUCACAUACCACAAUGGCGUCUUGAAGGAGUUUUCGCGAUGGCGGGACUCACCAGCGUUGUUCCGCUACUACCACGGACACAAGGGCCAGGUCUAUGCUUUCAAAAUGUCCGAGUCACUAGACUGCUUCCUCUCUGCGUCGGCGGACACAACCCUUAAGCUCUGGGAUUUCACUAGUGGCACAUGUGUCCGUACCUUUGAGGGCCAUGGCAAGGCUGUACGCGACUGCGAUCUGUCGCCAGGGUUCUCUAUAAACAACCGCGGUGGACUUGGUCUCGCCGUUUCCUGUUCAACUGAUAAAACUUUGCGCAUUUGGGAUGCGCGAACCGGCGGACUCCGUAAGGAGAUACGGGGGCACACCGAUGUGGUCUAUGCAACACGCUUUUCGCCCGACGGGCGUCAAAUUUGCUCUGCAUCUGCCGACUGCACCGUUCGCCUCUUUGAUGCCCUUGAGGGCCACCUGAACUAUAUUUUUUAUGGUCAUGAGUCUGCUGUCGUAUCCAUUUCCUACGCUCCAUCUGGACGUUAUAUUGCAAGUUCUUCUGACUAUGGUGAACGUGCUGUCAAGCUGUGGGACGCAGAUGUGCCCGCAACCAGAAGCGUGAAGCCAAUCACCGUGCGUAUCCAAUGGACGCUUGAGGGUCUCAUUUCCCGAAUCACCCUUGUCACUGAUCCGCCCAGAGCGCUUCUUGAGCCCCCCCAGAAAGAUCGACUGUCAGACCAUUUUAGUGAAAAGCGCCAGGAUCCAUGGGAUCUGCUGACCGACGGCGAAGACGAAGAAAGCGAGCACGAACGUCGCCAGCGUGAGAAAGAGGAGAGCCGGAAGCAGUGUGAUGCAGAACCUCGACUUCGAGAGUGCUCCAUACAGACGGCCCCUGAUGUCAAAGAGUCUGGUGGAUUUACCUUGAGCGUUGCGUCGGUUGAUCGAUUUGGGCGAUCAGCACAAGUGGAUCAAUACUAUGGUGGGGUGACUCUGCAAAUAAUUUUGCGAGGUGUCAAUGCUAUAGCUGAGUUUUUUGUCGGCUCAUACAUAAAGAGUUCGAUUCAUGACACAUUUAUCGAAAACAGCGGUCGGCGCAGCGGUCAAUUUUCAUGCAGCUUGCCAUUAGGAAUUCGCCACUCAUGCGAUAGGGCAGCCAUACAUACAAGGCGCUUUGACGCUAAGUCUGAGAUCAUUUUAUCCUGGCAAGCGCCCUCCUGUGGUUCUGGGACGCUCAUCAUGCGGGCAAACGUCGCAGCUGCUGCCGAGAGCAAUAACGAAAUCAAUCGAAUUGCACUGUCAUAUACACUUAAGGAGGUUGAGCCGCCGAGGAAGGGUAGUGUUCUCUCUGACCUCUCCCAACAGGCAACAACGCUAGGAGGCCAUGCUACCAUCUUCAACUUCACAGCUUCAAUCCUCCACCAGCUCUUCAUUGAGCUUAUUCGCAAUCGCGAUACUGCUGAGGCAUCAAAUAUGGUCAGUCCGGUGAGUCGGCUUAAGAUUCGUGAAGGCCUGAAGCGUGGUGCCAACACGGCAGUUUACAAAGGCAAAGCUACUGUCAUGGAGCAGGUAAGUGUCUUCUGUUCUACUCCACUCAGUAAUAUCGUGUUUGACUCGCAAACAAUGGACUAUAGGUGGAUAGGUGGAUGGCUAAUGGAGUUUCAAUUCUCAAGGAUGCUAAGGACUUGUCGCCAGGUAAAAGUAUGGGCGUGCUGCUCCAUGGCGUGCCCCUGGAGUUGCCACCACCAAUCAAGCAAGCUCUAUCGAAGACCAGUGCCAGACCGAUUUCUCAGGACCUUGAUCAAGCCAAGAAAGAGGUCUCACGCAGACAAGACUGGCGCAACAGAAGGCUUCAAUGCUCUGAAGAGGUGCGAUCGAUGUGGGAGCCAUCUGUAGAGGUAAGUGAGCUACCAAAGCCAGCCGCUGCGUCUGAUUCAUUGAUUAGUGAUGGUCGUUACGGUGGCAACUUGCCGCAUUUGCAGAUGCCGUUGCCAUUUCUCUACCCCAUCAACGCCAGGGGCUUUGGAACGCACGAUGCUGCUCGCAAGGGUAUUGAGGCCAUGGACAGCCUAGGUAAGGAUGACAACGGAAUUGGGAGAUUGGGUAGAGUGCAACGGUCUAAUUCGGACCGCCAAGCCCAGGUUCUAGCCCUCUCGAAGUUUGCGCAGCUACGUGGCGUUGCGCAGAGAGCUGAUUCCUCCAGACGUCGUGCUGCCCAGGUUGUUCUUCCUAGUUUUGAGAAGGCAGGCUCCGAUUUGGGAACGGCAGGACACGUCCGUGCCAAAGCAGUGCUCGCUGCAGGUUUCUCUUUCCACCCCCUUCCGGACCGAAUUGCGUACAAACGACUCUGUCAACUUCAGCUCGUGGCAAAGAUGGCUCCAGUUACUUCACACCGCGGUGGUGUUGCUUUCCUGAUGCACCAAACGGUCAUCCAAGAUGGGCAGAGGCAUAAUAAUGAUAUUAGAGGAGGGACAUUGUCAAAGAACGAAAAGCCACUACUGCGGCGACGGAAUUCUUUCCCAGCCCUUCCGGGUCUUACAGCCAAGCCAAAGUCAAAGCUACUAGACCGAAAGGAUGAGACUAGAUUCGCUGCACUUGCUCGCGUUGUCGGCGGCUGCCUUCGGACGUUCUGGGCCAGCAAUGGUGACUUCCAUUCUCAUCACCACACGGUUAACCAAGUCGUAUGGUCACUUGAUGAAAAACGGGUCGCAUCUUGUUCAAAUGACAAGACUGUACGUCUCUGGGCGCCCCAAACAGGCCAAUGUGUACGUACGCUUGUUGGUCAUGACGACGCUGUUAUGGGAUGUGCGUUUUCUGAGGAUGGCCUCCGUCUUGUUUCUGCUGGUAUGGAUAACUUCCUCAUACUGUGGAACACUGUGAACGGCGAAAUGUUACGAAGAUUCUUUGGUCACGACGACGUUAUCUAUCGUUGUGUACUUUUUCGUAACUCAUCAGCCAUGCUCUCGUGCUCAUCUGAUAGAACGCUUAAGUCUUGGUUCCUCACACCACAGCCACCCGAUCCCCCGGCUCGACCAGCAGUAUCAGAUGCAGGCCAACGUGCCGCUCAUGUUGCUUGGCGCGCCCCACCAGCUUACAAUGACGAUAUUGUUGCUUACAAGAUACAAUGGCGUGUCGGUCUCCGUGUGUCAUUUAAGAACGAGACAACAGUUGAUGGUUCAACUUUCAAAAAACAAGUUGAUGGCCUCAGGCCGGGCCAGAAUUACCAGUUCCGCAUCUGUGCUGUUAAUCGCAUGGGCCAAGGAGACUGGUCAGAACCAUCGGCACAGCACGUCACCCAGGUUGGCAUCCCCGAGCCCCUCGAGCAGCCUGUUGUCAUCCGGUCGUGGUUCCGUCCGCGUAGAAUUGUUUUUUGCUGGCAUGCGCCUCUUGCUACAGUCGAGGGUACAGCAAUCCAUCGGUUCCGGGUCCAAUGUGCGGGCGAAGGUAGCGCCUUUGCCACUCGGCCUGACUUUGAAAAAUUCAUUACGUGGAAGGAGGGUCGUGCAUUGGCACAGCACGUCGAGGCUGCCCUGAAAGACCAGAUUCGAGAGGAUGUGAACAUCUGGCAGCGAUCAGGACCUGCCACUAAGGGCAAGACUUUCGAGGUCCCAGAGUGUGCCCUGGUCAAAUUUAAUCAUGAGACGACUGCUAUGGCCAAUGACGAAAAGUUCUUGCCCGAGGAGCGCAAUCCUAGACUCCCCAGCAUCAAUCGGCGUUGGCGCCGCACUAUCAAAUGUGUUCCUCAGAAUGAGCAGAAAAGACGAGACGACCUUCGAUUUGCUAAAUUGAACAAGGGAAUUCUCAUGGCCGCCGCAUUUGAUGAGCUCAAACCCGGGUUUGAUUAUCGUUGUCGUGUAUCUGCAAUCUCAUCUGUUGGCGAGGGCCCAUUCUCAUUGCCAACAUACAAUGCCAAGACCCCUCCAGAUUAUCCGGCAAAUCCGAGAUGUCCCGUAGUCAAAGCGCUCUCUCAGACCGCGCUCAAGCUUAAAUGGGUGGCACCGCUUGAGAAUGGGUCUGCGAUCAUGCGUUUCCUCAUUCGACGCAAGGAUGUUACAAAUGAUGUUUCCGAAUAUACUCGACACGACUCAGAGGCGGUAUUUGACUGUCUCGAACCAGGGAAAAAGUACUCGUUUCAAAUCUGUGCUUUCAAUCAGAUAGGACCAUCCACCUGGAGCCCCUGGAGUGAGCCUACAUCAACACUUACAGCUCUCCCCAAGGUUCCGGAGCGUCCCACAGUCCUCGAAGCCACCAUUACUGCGGUGACACUCCGCUGUGUUAAACCACAUAACUCUGGCAAGAUAAUCUCGACGAUUGUCGUUCAGCGGCGCGAGCUCCGACCUGGCGGUGUCAAGUCAGAAUGGGCAAGCAAAACGAGAUUCCCCCCUAACCCAGGUGGAACCGGAGUUGCUUGUAUCUUUACUAUUUCCCCCCUCGAACCGUACACGGUAUACCAGUUUCGAUGUGCUGCAAUUAAUGCGCACGGGCAGUCAGACUGGUCGCUACCAUCAUUCCGGAUACGUACCUGCAAAGCACAACCGCCAGCUGCGCCCCAGCACCCAAGAGUUGCAGAGGUACACCCUGCAAGUGUACACCUCAUAUGGAUCGCCCCAGACCCUAAAGGGUGUCCGAUAAUUGGCCAUGCUCUCGAACUCAAGCGCCUGCGCAGAGAGGUCGCGUUCUUAGAUACACACGAGAUGCUUCAAACUGAAAGAAAUGAUGCCGCCAGCAACACGGAUCGCGAGACUGAUGGUAUUGUCUCCUCGCUGGAUAUUGGCUACACGAACAAAUAUGAAGCAGAGAAUCUCGAGCCCUCUGCGAAGUAUAUAUUUCGUGUGGCUGCUUACAAUGGUAAAGGGCAGGGCGACUGGUCCUGCUGGUCCGACACAUUCACAGGUGGUUUCGCAAUACCGUUGGAGACAGCACAGUAA